This is a messenger RNA of Effrenium voratum, 1710 nucleotides long. The record is from the annotation of a GenBank genome assembly. Lineage: Eukaryota; Dinophyceae; Suessiales; Symbiodiniaceae.
AUGAGCUGGCCAUGGCAUGAUUGGCAUGGCAAGGGGCAUUGGCACCAUUGGCAUCAUCAGCACCAUGGCCGAGAUUGGUCUCAUGGGUGGCCCAAGUGGCACGGCCAUCAGGACUGGCAUCAUUGGCAGCCGUGGCACGACUGGAGCGACUGGAGCUGGCACGAAGACAAGGGCAAAGGCAAGGGCAAGGGCAAGACGUUGGAUGCGGCAACGCUGGCUCAGUAUUCGUCCGCUGAGCUCACCACCGAUGGCGUGUUGGGCUGCGGGGCCAGCGGAGUGACCCUGAGAGGCCGCUUUCGAGUGGCCGGAGAGACUGUGCCGGUCGCCGUGAAGACAAGCAGCAACUCCAGCGAGCUGGAGGUUCUCAAGCGGAUUGCCGCCGGCGCCGCUUCCGUCGCCGUUUCCGGCGUGGUGCCUGUCCUGGCGAUUGACCAUGCCACUGCCCUGGGCUCGGUGCAGGUUCUGCAAUUGGCAUCCCACGGCACGCUGGGGAACGUGCUCGACAAGAACGGCGUGCGCUGCAGCGGUACUUUGCUGGCCAUGAUCGAGAGCAUGGCCAUAGGCUUGUCGGAGCUUCAUAUGCUGCAGAUCCUGCACUGCGACCUGAAACCCGAGAACGUGGCGAUCCACGCGACAGGCGGCGGCACCGCUGAGCUAUGGCUCAUCGACUUUGGGGAUGCCAGGCUUGCGGAUGACUGGUCUGAGUGGCACCUGCAGGGUCCUGGGGACCCCGCCAUCAAAUGCAAGCCCGACGUUCAGUCCAACAACUUCUCGGAAGCCACGGACAUGUGGUGUCUGGCACAAACCGUCGCCUGGCUCUUCGAGGGGCGGCAGCCCCACAAUCCGGCGCAUCUCAGCGGCCAGAUGCCGAUGAGCCAACUUUUGUCCUGGUGCCUGUCCUGGUCACCCAAGGACCGCCCCACCGCGCCGUCGGUGGUCCAAGCGGCCCAAGACGAGCGCCGCGAGAUCGGGGAGGUGCCGCGGGCCUGCUGGACCCUGCGUGAGCCGAGCUUCGAAUUCGGCGACUUCGCCGGCUGCAAGGUUUUGACAUUUGCGUCGGCCGUACAGGUUGAGACAUCGCCCUGGGUUCGGUAUCCAGAUCUCCAGUGGGGCAGGUCGCGGGACCGGCAAGAGAUCAACGCAAGCCUGGCGCCGGAGGUGGCGGCGCUGCACGGGCGGCUGACCGCCAUCCGGGCCGAAGUGGCGCGAGUGCUGCAGGAGCUCCAGCAGUGCGACGAGUCGGACCCAGCGCUCCAGGCGCAGCUCCGGGUGCUGCUGGCGGAGCUGUCCAACGUGCGCAGCGACGCCGCGCUGGUGGCCUCCGCAGGAGCAACAGGUGGCAGCCCUAGCUGGCAAAGCUCCAGCUGGCGUCGGCCGCAGGCUGAGGUGCCAGAGUCCGAGACGCGGGACCCACGGGACCCACGGGAACCAGGCACCCCAGCCUCGGUGUUCGUUUGCCCACAUUUGGCGGGCGACCUGACCUUUGGACAGCAUGCCCCGGUGCCCAACGGCACCGCCGGUUGGGCCUCCUCUCGGCCUUCAUCUGCCUCCAGUUGGGCGGAGGACCGGUACAAGGUGCCGGGCCCUCAGGGCCACGGCUCGCGGCCAGCGGAGCCCAUGGCGGACCGAGACCGAACCCAGCGCCUGCCGCGGCCCUCGCGGUCCAAGCUGGAGGAGUCGGCCGGGCGCAGAGAGUCGCUUUGGCGGUGA